Molecule: messenger RNA, 2433 nt
Organism: Rubroshorea leprosula
Lineage: Eukaryota; Viridiplantae; Streptophyta; Magnoliopsida; Malvales; Dipterocarpaceae
Source: the annotation of a GenBank genome assembly
AUUCUCAACUCAGCUCUGUUUCUUUUUCUUCCUCUGUUGCAAUCCAUCUGCAAUUGAAAGAAAGGCAGUGGAUCCAAACAACUCCCAGAUUACAGAAACCCUAAUCCCAUGUUAUCUUCGACGAUUUAAGCUAACCCUUUUAAUCAAAAUCUGAAAUUUUUUUCGGAAUCCGAUUAUGAAUUCAUCAUUAUCUCAACCUUGAAAAAUUUUCAUAAAAUAAAAGGAACCACCUUUUCUUCUCAUUCUGGUCUCUGCAAACCCAAUACAGAAACCCUUCUGGGAGAGGAAGAGAGAGACUGGAGAAACAGAAGGGAAAUGCCGAGCGUAGCUGUGAAGUUGUACAGUGUGUUCUUCAAGUUCCUGUUGAAGCAUCGUUUGCAGAACCAGAUCCAAAAGCCGGCGGACGAGACCGCCAACCCUUUCGGUGUCACAACCAGACCCGAAGAGUCGGUGGCGGCCUCGAACCCUUCUUUCACCGACGGUGUAGCCACCAAGGAUAUCCAUAUCGACUCAUUGACAUCACUGUCUAUCCGGAUCUUCCUACCUGAAUCUGCUCUAUCUCCACCGGAGCUACUGGAGCCGAAAUCUAGAUACAGAUCCUCUCAGUCUGAUGACAACUAUUUGAAUUCGAGGAGAAACAGUUACGGGCCUCAAAAUUUGGGUGUCACGAGAGAAGAGUCCAGAAGAAACAGCUUCGAGGCUUUGAAUUUGAGGUCGGAGAAUGUGUACAGAGGGUACUCACCGUUGAUGCAGAAUUGCAGGAAAUUGCCGAUUAUGUUACAGUUUCAUGGCGGCGGGUGGGUGAGUGGCAGCAAUGAUUCGGUCGCGAAUGAUUUCUUUUGUCGGAGGAUUGCGAAAUUAUGUGAUGUCAUCGUGGUUGCGGUAGGAUAUAGGCUGGCGCCGGAGAAUAAGUACCCGGCUGCAUUCGAUGACGGUUUGAAAGUGUUAAAUUGGCUGGGGAAGCAGGCGAACUUGGCGGAGUGUGGUAAGUCUAUGGGGAUCUCGAGAGCAGGUGGUGCAGAAUCUAAGAAGUCAGAUGGAAAUCGGCAUAUUGUGGAUGCUUUUGGGGCGUCCAUGGUGGAGCCAUGGUUGGCAGCACAUGGGGAUCCUUCAAGGUGUGUUCUACUUGGCGUGAGCUGUGGAUCAAACAUUGCAGACUAUGUGGCUCGGCAAGCUGUAGAGGCAGGAAGGCUUCUGGACCCUGUUAAGGUUGUGGCACAAGUCUUAAUGUACCCAUUUUUCAUAGGAAAUGUUCCUACACAUUCUGAGAUAAGGUUGGCAAACUCCUACUUUUACGACAAAUCCAUGUGCAUGCUUGCCUGGAAACUCUUUCUGCCAGAUGAACAAUUCAGCCUGGAUCACCCAGCUGCCAAUCCUCUUGUCUCAGCCAGGGGGCCUCCUCUAAAGCUCAUGCCACCAACUUUGACAGUGGUAGCAGAACAUGACUGGAUGAGAGAUCGAGCAAUAGCUUACUCGGAGGAGCUACGGAAAGUAAAUGUUGAUGCACCUGUUCUGGAGUACAAAGAUGCAGUUCAUGGAUUUGCAACCCUUGAUAUGCUUCUGAAGACCCCUCAGGCCCAGGCAUGUGCUGAGGACAUUUCCAUAUGGGUCAAGAAAUACAUUUCAAUCCGAGGUCACGAGUUCUCUUAUUAAGCAUGAGAUAUCAAACUCAGAAGGAGAGAAUUCAUGACAGAGGAUCUCCAUUAAACAGUUAGCAACAGAGGAUGCAUGGCUGCAUUUUCCUGUAGAUUUGGGAUGAUAUGUUGCAUUUGUUCUUUAAGCUAGCACAGCAUCUGGCUGUUCCUCAUCAGUUUUCGUGCUUAUCCUUCUCCUGUUUUAUAAUUGUAACAUAGAACUUUUCCCAGAGUAGAUUAGUGAGCCGUGAGAUGAAAUUGCCAACAGUAUGAGUACUGCACGCCACAUUCGGAUGUUGUCAGUACAUUUUUUUCCUGUGUAUCAAAAUGUGCUAUUUCUCAAGAAUAGAGUUUAAUCAUACACACACUCUCUCUCUUUCUCUAGUUUAUUUAGCACCCAAGCAAUGCAAACCAGCAGUCAUGUUACACUCUAGCUUACAUUGAUCUCAACCUAUUUUCUUUGUGAUGCUUAAAUCAGGUAGGCAGGGUUGGAGCUGGGAAGGCUGCAUUCGUUUAAGGGUGUCCAAGGCUUUGAUGAUGGAGUCAGCAUGUGUGAAACCUAAGCAGAUAAUAUCUAAACCCAGAUUCUCCUAUGAGCUGCUCUGAUUGGACAUUGGAUGAAUCAUUAUGGAUAAGAACAUCCUGUUCAUCACAGCGCAUGUUGGCUACCUAAAUUGGACAAGUUUGGUAGGCAGACAAGUUGCAAAACUCCAAAAACAUUGCUUCAGGCUGCGGCAAGUAGUGUGUCAUCUUUCAAAGGAAAGCUUGUAUGUUCUCAGAAUACUUAGCUCACUUUGUU